Messenger RNA from Hevea brasiliensis (rubber tree), 1230 nucleotides. RefSeq lists its product as uncharacterized. The transcript has 6 exons. Gene Ontology annotation, cellular component: small-subunit processome; nucleolus. Gene Ontology annotation, molecular function: small ribosomal subunit rRNA binding. Bases 216 to 1064 code for a protein of 282 amino acids. Lineage: Eukaryota; Viridiplantae; Streptophyta; Magnoliopsida; Malpighiales; Euphorbiaceae. The record is from RefSeq and is a predicted model, not a curated record.
UGUGAGGCCCAAAGCACCAAACCCAGUAAUGGGUUGGCCCAAUGUGAUCUUCUGCAACCAUGGUGACGAAAGGAAUGAACCCAAAACCCUUAGAAUUAGAACCCCAGCAGCAGCAGCGGAAGAAGCAGCUGCCUAGGAAGUUCGCCAAAACCCCUGUUUCACUCGCAAAGGAGAUUUCUUGGUUACUAUAAUCUGUUUUUUCUCGGAUUUAAAAAAUGAGAGUCAAGAAGCAGAAACGCCACCGCAGGGCGGUGAGGUUCUACACAUCGUGUUUUGGGUUCAGGCAACCCUUCAAGGUUCUCUGCGACGGGACAUUUGUGCAUAACCUUAUAGUAAAUUGCGUUGCACCCGCCGAUAAAGCUCUGUCUAACAUCCUUGGUGGCUCCGUCAAGCUCUUCACAACAAGAUGUGUUCUUGAGGAGCUCAAAAGAAUUGGUAGUGCCUAUUCUGAAUCUCUUCAGGCAGCUCACAGACUCAUGAUUGCAAGAUGUGAUCAUGAGGAUAAAAAGAGUGCGGAAGCUUGCAUUGCGGAGAUUAUUGGAGAGAAUAACCCUGAGCAUUUUUUUGUUGCUACCCAGGACUUUGGUUUGAGGAAGAAGUUUAGGGAGGUACCAGGUGUCCCUCUCAUAUUUGGUCUAAGAAAUGCUCUCUUCCUUGAGCCGCCAUCUGCAUUUCAACAUGAGUUUGUCAAAACUUCUGAAGAACAACGCUUACAUGCAACUGAGUUAGAAUAUAAAAUGUUGAAAAAUAGGACCAAGAGCACAUCAACAAAUGAGGAAUCUGGACAUUCUUCUGAUGAAAAUAAAGGUCCAGGAGAAAUGCAGCCUGUUAAAAAGAAGGACAGUGCAAGAAGGAGAAUGGAUGGUAAGGAUAGACCUCAAUUUAAAAGAAAGAAAGCGAAGGCACCAAAUCCACUUUCAUGCAAGAAGAAAAAGAAGGAUGUAAACCCUAAGCCUUCAUCAGACAAGGAAAGUAAUGCUGGCAACAAUGCUACGAGGAGUAGGAGCAGGAAAAGAAAGAGAUCACGUAAAAGCAAAAAUCUCACAGAGAUGGACAGCAAAUAGACUACUCGGGCAAAUUAGGGGUGCUUCAAAGUUGGGUUUGCAAUGAAGUAAACAUUCAUUAGAUUAGUUAAUUUGAUGCAAUAUAAAGCUUAACUGUGACUGCUGAUGUGUAAAAUGAGAUUUUAUUUUCAGAUUAAAUUAGAAGUGGAAAAUACGGUUUUCUUUA